UCCCACGACGUGGGGCCCAUUACCAAACGCGCUAUAAGCAGAACGCGAGUUGGGCUACGCGCCGCCCACUUUACUUUAACUUAGACGAGCUGCCCGCGUAUGGACACACCUUUUGACAUGCCACAACCCAGUUUCUGUUUAUACCAAAGAAGAAGAAAACAUUAGUUCUCGUGUAUGAUGCAUUUUUAAUUCCGUACCUAUCAGUACGUGUAUACUUCCAGCAGCUAUUCGGGUCACAAUGGCUUCCUCCACACGGUCACUCUCGCCCCCAGUGAGCGACGCGUCCCCGCCGAGCUCGCCACAGUUGACCCCCAGAUCGAAGCUCAAGGCAGAGCUGGCAGCACUGGACGAAAGCUCAGAUGAAGACGUCAGACCAAUAGACAGGAGGGCGCUCUUCAGAUCCAUUCAAAAGGUCUCAGACAGAAGCGACGAACCAGCACGUGCAGCAAGCCAACAUACCGAGGACGAAGACGAAGAUGAAGAUGAAGAUGAGGACAUGGUUCGACCACGAGGUCGUCUUGCAGCACGCAUGCAGCAGGCAGACAGCACAGAUAAACAGGCCAAGGGCUCCAAAUCACCAGACCCAAUGCUAGAGACUGUGAAAAAGCCAACACAGACCACACAAGAGGGUGACGCGGACGUGGAUGCCAACUCUAACGAAGGCGAAGACGACGUUGCCGUUCCUCGCAGACGGAGAAUACGACCGGCGCGUGAGCAAACACCCGAACCUGACACGAUCAGAGAAGAUAGCCCAGCAUCACCGGGUCUCUUCGUGUCACCCAACAAAUCGCAACACCCAGAUGCCGACUCGGACAGCGAUGAGGAGCUGCCCACCAGUCUUGCCCAGAAUGCACGCUUCCAAGCCCUUGUUGCGCGGAAACGCGAGGAACGGCUCGCCAAAGAGGCGGAACAGAAGCGAAAAUUGGAAGAAGCUCGUGCUCGGCGCGCGGAGAUCUCCGGCGAUGAUGGCGAUGACGAUGUGUCAGACAUUAGUGACGACGACGGAGGUCGCAAGCUCACACAGGAGGUCAAGUCGCGGCCCUCUGUCAGAAAAGCCAGCAAAAAGGCCUUGGAAGAGAUGAACAGGGAAACACAGAGACUGAGCCGCAGUAUGCAGCUCGCUCACGAGGCAAAGACGAAGAAGAAGAUCAGCAAGUCGGCAUUGUUCGAGCGGUUCAACUUCAAGGUCUCUGCUGCCGAGAACACAUUGGAGGUUGUGCCUGCUACAAGUUCGAGCAGACCAGUCACUCCUGGCUCAGAGAAGCAUACCGACCUAGAAAGGGCUGAGAAGGACACUCCUCCAAGUUCCCCGCCUAGUGCGCUGAAGAAGAUGGCGGAGGAUAUCCUUUCAGCCCCCACAGAGGCUCAACAGCAGCAAGCCGACACUCCAGUGGACAACGAGGACGGAGAACCUCCUAGUCUCCAUGGAGCCGUCGCUCAAGCCAAGAAGCUAGACAAGGGUAAAGGUAUAGCCACUCUCGAAGAUCUUGAAUCGCCCAAGAAGAAGAAGAAGACAACACCACAAAAGCCCCGGCGGCAAGUUCGGGUGAAGCUCCCCCCUGUUCAAGCCGAUCUCAUGACUAUUGACUCGGACGAGGAACUCCAAGUCGCACAGCCCAAAAAGCAGAGCAAGAUCGACGCUAUCUUUAGCCGCGUACCAGCGCAGCAGAAGAAAGAGGCAACCUCUGUGCAUGUUUUCCGCCAUUUAGCUCACCUUUCCUCUCCUCCUCAGGAUGCUCGUAAGAAGAGCCACAAGCCCAACAUGACCGUCGGCGAGCUGCAACUCACCCUACAGCAGCGCGCUCGUGCGCAAGCCAAGCUUGAGCGUGAUCGUCGCAUGGAGAUGUUAAAGGCAAAGGGCAUUCACGUGCAGACGGCCGAGGAGCGUGAAAGAGAGAGAGAAGAGGUCGAGGACAUUGUCGCUCGUGCUCGUGAGGAGGCUGAGGAGAUCAUGGCCCGCGAACGUGAAGAUGCUAAGAAGGCCAAGAAGGAGAGGAAAGAGAACGGCGAAGAAGAUCAUCUCGAUUGGGACGAUAGUGAGGACGACGGAAGCUUUGCUGGCAGUGAAGAUGACACGCUCAAACCCAUUGAAGAGGGUGAGAUUGAGUUCUCAGGCUCCGAGGAUGAAGAGGGUGACGAUGAGGAUGAAGUGGAUGAUGAUGACAAGUCAGCUGCCAACCCCAUGUUUGACGAAGACGCUGAAGAGGCCGAUGAGUCUGAUGAAGAAGUUACACAUAAAACUACAACGGAAAACCUGGCAGGCGUCGAUGAAGAGGAGGGAGACGAUAUUCGACCUACAGCCUCAAAAUCCCGCCGUGGCAAAAAACGUGUUCAGAUUCUCUCUGAUGACGAAGACGAGGCUAUGAUUGAAGCUACACCCAAACCCAAAACCCCUUUCAAAUCAUCCCAGUCAAAGGGCAUUAGUUCUCCCAGCGUCCCUACUUCCGUCCUCCGCUCCGCCACCAAGACCUUCAUCCCCGGUCUUCCUGUUCCUGCUGCGGGACCCGCUGGUCUAGGCCUCACACAAAUUUUUGCCGGCACUAUGGACGACAGCCAAGCUGGUUCCGCACCUCCUGCUACCGGAUCUCCUUUGCAAUUCAUGCCAAGCUUCAACAAUUUCCCCGACUCGCAAUUCUCUGCAACCGCCGGCGAAUCACAACCCGCAGACGCUAUAGUCAUGAACAGCCAGGCCGAGACACAAAAGAGGGAAACACAAACUCAAGGCCUUCAGCUCCAUUUCGAACAAAGCCAAAUGCAUGGUUUCGAUUCCUUGAUACAAUUGGAGAGUACUCAGGCCUCGGAUAUGCUCGAGGCCACUCAGGACACUGGCUUCGCGGACUACACACCUCUAAAGCAGCGCUUUGUCGACCCGCCUCAGAGCACCGUCGACACCGUUCUUCUUAACGGCACACCCGUGGUCAAUGCAGAUGCUGAGCCGGAGCAGAUGGACUCCCCACUCGUUCACAAGCGCGGCAAGCUGAGGCGGCGGGACGAGGUAUCAUUCACGGAUUCGGACCUCCCUCCUACUGAGGUGCCCGCGUCCCCGCUUCUCAGUAGGGCCGUGCCGGCUUCAGCAGUCGAGGCCUCAAAUCCUGCUGGAGUUGAGGAAUCUUCAGCCUUCAAUCUCAUGGCGGAGGCGGCGCGAAGGAAGAAGCGCGCCAUGGAGAAGUUCAACAAGAAAAAGAGCAAGGCUAAGGAGAUGGUCCACGGUGAAGCCGAGGAGUCUGAGGAUGAGUAUGCUGGUCUUGGUGGUGCGGAUGGCGAAGAUGAUUCGGAGGCCGAUGAAAAUGACCUCGCCGAAUUGCGUAAGCAAAUGAUCGACGACGACAGCAAGGGCCUGACGGAGGAGGAACAGCGGAAGAUGGCUGCAUUCUUCGCCGAUCGCGAACGUGCUGAUGACAGCGCGCAAGUCGACAAGCUCUUCCGCGACAUUACAACUGGUAUGUUGCGGAAACGUCGCCGCGGAGCUGGCGGCAACGGCGACUUCGACCUCUCCGACUCAGAUGACGGAGGCGAGGCCCGCCGUCGCAUGAAGCAGCGUCAAUUUGCCAAGAUGCAGAAGGCGUUAUUUGCAGACGAGAGAAUUGGGAAGAUUGCCGAGAACCCUCGCAAUGCUGCUUUCAUGAAGAGUAUCGAGGACUGGGGCAGCGAUGAGGAGAUGGACUUCGACGAGCCGUACUUUGCCCCUGAGGAGGAAAGCCAAGAAACCCAGCCCAAGCAGCCGGGCGACGGCGGUGAGCAGGGCGGCGAAGAAAAAAUACCGGACUCACAGCCUGUCACUGCUGCCACUGGAGGCGCUUUGAGCGCGAAUUUAGGUAGGAAACGAACACGCAACGACGCCUCCGAACCCGCUGCCCGCCCGGCCCCAAAUCUCAGAAGAGUCAGAGACGGCGCCAGACCUGCCAGUCUGGCAGACGUGCGGCGCUCCCUUUCCAGCCUGCUCGGCGAGCCAAACAUGUCCUUCGACUCCAUCAUCCCGGCCACGGACCCGAUCAACGGACCCGACAGCGAGGGCGAGAACAACGACGAGGAGCAGUUGAUACCGGAGAGCUCGGCACUAUCUAGCAACAAUAAGGAGAACCGACGUCCCUCCUCCGCAUCCGUGGCUGUUGUCGACCGCAUCUCUCUCAAGCGCCAGGGGUCCUCGAACGUGAGCAGCAACGGCUCCAAGCUCGCCUUCGCGGCACCGCCGGCGGCAGGCGGCGGCACUUUCAAGGUCCCUGCGCUGUUGAGGAGGGCCACCACCAACAACAGUCUCAUGUCGCAGGGCUCCAACGCCUCGUCGACGGGCGUCACGAUCGGUGCCGGUUCAUCCUCGUCCUCGUCCUCGUCAUUGGGCAAUAAGGCGGCCGCCUUUGGAGAGGAGGGCAAGCUGAAGAAAAACGCUGGCAAGAAGAGCGGCAUCAACUUCUUCGCCAGGGAAAAUGAGAGGAGGGAGAAGUUGAAGGAGAGCGAGAGGAGGCGCGAGGAGAAGAAGUGGAAGGGUGUCGAGGGCAGGUCAAAGGUCGUUGGUGGUUUGUUCGGUGGUGGUCAGUUCGAGUAGAGCCAGCUUAUUUUUUGCGAAAUUUCUUUCCAUUUCUGUUUAUGAGGUGUUGCGGAAUUGGUUGUUGGCGGCAUGGCGUUCGGACUGGGUAUUUAGGAGUGUUUUCCCCCUAGAGACAGGGUCAAAAGGUUUAACAGUUUCAAUGAGG
Messenger RNA from Truncatella angustata, 4691 nucleotides. RefSeq names its product MRC1-like domain-containing protein. Gene Ontology annotation, biological process: mitotic G2 DNA damage checkpoint signaling; mitotic DNA replication checkpoint signaling; activation of protein kinase activity. Lineage: Eukaryota; Fungi; Ascomycota; Sordariomycetes; Amphisphaeriales; Sporocadaceae. Bases 239 to 4543 code for a protein of 1434 amino acids. The transcript is spliced from 2 exons. Gene Ontology annotation, molecular function: anaphase-promoting complex binding. The record is from RefSeq and is a predicted model, not a curated record.